This is a messenger RNA of Brenthis ino (lesser marbled fritillary), 1362 nucleotides long. The record is from the annotation of a GenBank genome assembly. NCBI's taxonomy places the organism in Eukaryota, Metazoa, Arthropoda, Insecta, Lepidoptera, Nymphalidae.
AUGUACGGCUGGACACCCGGAGAUCCUGGGUUCGAGUCCCGGGUCGAGCCAAGUUUAGUUAUUGAGUCUUUCUGUUGUCGGGUGAGAAGCGCGCGAGCGGCGGCAAGGAGCGGGCCGAGCGCGCGGGCGGCGGCGGUGGCGCGCGGGCGGCGGCGCGCGCGCGCAGCAUGGCGCCCGCGCCCCCUCGCGCCCGCGACCGCCGCGCCCUGGCUCAACGCCACGCUAGCGUACAACCUCUCCCGCAUCAACGCCACCUUCGACACCGACUACGAGCUACUCAACGCCAACGCCACGGACGACCACGACAACCACUGGUUCUGCGCGAAAUGGACUAGCGCUCAGCAGGAUCUCUUUCAGGCUGCAAAUUUAUGCUUCGCGAUCGCGUUCCUUGCACCGAAGAGUUUCAAACAGAGCAUUCUGGUACUACGCGCGCUGGCCGCGGCGGGCGCUGUGUUGAUGGGCAUGUGGGCGGGCGCCGAAGUGUGCGCGCCCGAUGUCCUAGCCUGGAACCUUGCUCUGGUCCUCGUCAAUUCUAUUCACACUGUCUUCUUAAUUAUAAGGUUUCUUCCACCGGCGUUGUCAUUAGAGCUGACUGAUUUGUACCUGAAACUGUUCAAGCCUCUGAAAGUGAAUAAGAAGCACUUUCAGGAGCUAACUCGGGAAGCGAGAGUCGUGAAGCUCGAGCCGGGAGAAGCAUACGCGGUCGAGGAAGUCACUCCGGCAGACGAAAGAUUGUCGAUAUUAUUGAAAGGAAAGAUGCGAGUGAGUUGCGACGAAACUCAUCUACAUUAUAUCCAGCCUUACCAGUUCGUCGACUCGCCCGAGUGGGAGGCGAACCGUGACCUCUCGGACGACGUCUUUCAGGUGACCGUGGUGGCGGAGGAGGUGUGCACGUGCGUGUGUUGGCCGCGCAUGCGCCUAGAGCGGGUGCUGCGUCACCGCCCUGCCCUCAAGGUCGUACUCGACUGUCUCAUAGGUAAAGAUAUAACGCACAAGCUGUAUUCUGUAAGUGAAGGCCUAGGCGCAGGGGUGACUGCAGAUGCGGAGGGUGCGCCCGCGCAUCUCACGCGCUCGGCCAGUGUGGACGCGGUGCACGAAGGCGCACGCGGCCGGCUGCGUAGCCUUGCGUGGCGUGCGCGAUCCACAUCCGUACAUACAAAAGGGAGUUCAUACUGGCAGCCAGUAGUAGCACGCCAGUUCCUCCGACAUUCACCAUUUGGACGUAGCGUGAUACCCCCGCCACGGCUACUGGCACAGGCGUCGUCUGCCAGCUUGCAGCCCGCCCGGCGGAGUCCGCCUCGGCGCACUUCGUUCCGAAGAAGCCGUGAAGUAAAGUUCGCGGAGAGCCCAGUGGAGCCACUG